Psammomys obesus (fat sand rat) is the source of this 5594-nucleotide messenger RNA. It is a transcript of the gene Rps6ka5, whose product is annotated as ribosomal protein S6 kinase A5. Gene Ontology annotation, biological process: intracellular signal transduction; regulation of DNA-templated transcription; protein phosphorylation. The record is from RefSeq and is a predicted model, not a curated record. Gene Ontology annotation, molecular function: magnesium ion binding; protein serine/threonine kinase activity; ATP binding. Lineage: Eukaryota; Metazoa; Chordata; Mammalia; Rodentia; Muridae.
GAGGUGGAGGCGCCGGGCGCGGGGUUGCGCCGUACUAGCGGUGCCCGCCGGGGGGAGGAGGCGGAGGAGCUGCGCGGCCAGAGCGGGAAAGCCGCUCGCCUCGGCGUCGGAGUUGUGGCGCGGCCGCAGCUCGGCUCCUGGGGCCGAGAGGCGAAGGGGCGUCUGCUGUCCCGUCAGGUUCCCAUCGGAGCGACCCGCGCGAUCGGGGAGAGGGUGAAGAUGGAGGGGGAGGGCGGCGGCGGCGGCGGCGGCGCCGGCACCAGCGGGGACAGCGGCGAAGGCGGCGAGCGGCUCCUCACUGUCAAGCACGAGCUGCGGACCGCCAACUUAACAGGACAUGCAGAGAAGGUGGGAAUUGAAAAUUUUGAGCUGCUGAAGGUCCUAGGAACUGGAGCUUAUGGGAAAGUAUUUCUAGUUCGUAAAAUAAGUGGUCAUGAUGCUGGAAAGCUGUAUGCCAUGAAAGUUUUGAAAAAGGCAACAAUAGUUCAAAAGGCUAAAACUACAGAGCAUACAAGGACAGAGCGACAAGUUCUGGAGCACAUUAGACAGUCACCAUUUUUGGUGACAUUGCACUAUGCUUUCCAGACAGAGACCAAGCUUCAUCUCAUCUUAGAUUAUAUAAAUGGUGGAGAACUUUUUACUCAUCUUUCUCAAAGAGAGCGUUUCACAGAGCACGAAGUGCAGAUCUAUGUUGGAGAGAUCGUGCUUGCCCUGGAACACCUGCAUAAGUUGGGGAUUAUAUACCGUGACAUUAAGCUUGAAAAUAUUCUACUUGAUUCUAAUGGCCAUGUGGUGCUGACAGAUUUUGGUCUGAGUAAGGAGUUUGUGGCUGAUGAAACCGAAAGAGCAUAUUCUUUUUGUGGAACUAUUGAAUACAUGGCACCAGAUAUUGUCAGAGGGGGUGAUUCGGGACAUGACAAGGCAGUUGACUGGUGGAGUUUAGGUGUUCUAAUGUAUGAGCUACUAACUGGAGCAUCUCCUUUCACUGUUGAUGGAGAAAAAAACUCCCAGGCUGAGAUAUCUAGGAGAAUCUUAAAGAGUGAGCCUCCAUAUCCCCAGGAAAUGAGUGCUGCAGCUAAAGACCUGCUUCAGCGUCUUUUGAUGAAAGAUCCCAAGAAGCGAUUGGGAUGUGGCCCAAGGGAUGCGGAGGAAAUCAAAGAACACCUCUUCUUUCAGAAAAUAAAUUGGGAUGACUUAGCUGCCAAAAAAGUGCCUGCGCCCUUCAAGCCAGUGAUCCGGGAUGAGCUUGAUGUGAGCAACUUCGCUGAGGAGUUCACAGAGAUGGACCCUACCUACUCUCCAGCUGCCCUGCCCCAGAGCUCUGAGCGCUUGUUUCAGGGCUAUUCCUUUGUUGCUCCUUCCAUCCUCUUCAAGCGCAAUGCAGCUGUCAUAGAUCCUCUUCAAUUCCAUAUGGGAGUUGAACGUCCUGGAGUAACAAAUGUUGCCAGGAGUGCAAUGAUGAAGGACUCACCAUUCUAUCAACACUAUGACCUAGAUCUGAAGGACAAACCUUUGGGAGAAGGAAGUUUUUCAAUUUGCAGAAAGUGCGUGCACAAAAAAACUAACCAAGCAUUUGCCGUCAAAAUAAUAAGCAAAAGAAUGGAAGCCAAUACUCAGAAAGAAAUAACAGCUCUGAAACUCUGUGAAGGACACCCCAACAUUGUGAAGCUACAUGAAGUUUUCCAUGAUCAGCUUCAUACAUUCCUUGUGAUGGAGCUUCUGAACGGGGGAGAACUGUUUGAGCGCAUCAAGAAAAAGAAGCACUUCAGCGAGACUGAGGCGAGCUACAUCAUGCGGAAGCUUGUCUCGGCUGUGAGCCACAUGCAUGAUGUUGGGGUAGUGCACAGAGACCUGAAACCUGAGAAUUUAUUGUUCACUGAUGAAAACGACAAUUUGGAAAUUAAAGUAAUUGACUUCGGGUUUGCACGCCUCAAGCCACCUGACAACCAGCCGCUCAAGACUCCAUGCUUCACCCUUCACUAUGCAGCACCAGAGCUCUUGACGCACAAUGGCUAUGAUGAGUCCUGUGACCUAUGGAGCUUGGGUGUCAUCUUGUAUACAAUGCUGUCAGGGCAGGUUCCAUUCCAGUCUAAUGACAGAAGUUUAACAUGCACUAGUGCAGUAGAAAUCAUGAAGAAAAUUAAAAAGGGAGAUUUUUCCUUUGAAGGAGAAGCAUGGAAGAAUGUAUCCCAAGAGGCUAAAGAUUUGAUUCAAGGACUUCUUACAGUUGAUCCAAAUAAAAGGCUAAAAAUGUCUGGCUUGAGAUACAAUGAAUGGCUUCAGGAUGGCAGUCAGCUGUCCUCUAAUCCUCUGAUGACUCCAGACAUUCUGGGAUCUUCAGGAGCCGCUGUGCACACCUGUGUGAAAGCAACCUUUCAUGCCUUUAACAAAUACAAAAGAGAAGGGUUUUGCCUUCAGAAUGUGGAUAAGGCCCCAUUGGCUAAGAGGAGGAAAAUGAAGAGGACAAGCACCGCACAGAGACGCGGAGCAGCUCCAGUGAGAGCUCCCGCUCGUCCUCCUCCCAUUCCCAUGGCAAAACGACACCCACCAAGACACUGCAGCCCAGCAACCCCACAGACAGCAGUAACCCGGAAACGCUCUUCCAGUUCUCGGACUGAGUGCUGUGGGACGUGGGCGGCCCUCGCUAACCCUUACACCUUACUUCCCUCAGCAUGUGCCUGAGGUAUGUUCUGUGCUUUAAAGAGAUGUGUCCCCUUGUUCUCAUUGGAAUCUGCCUCGUAAUGAAUAUUUUUCGGGAAACCUGUCUGGUUAUCCUUGUCCAAAAGCACUGGACAGACAGCAUUACUGUGAAUAGAGGACACAUGAUACUUUUUUAGUGGACUAGCAUGAUACCAGCUCAAGAUUCUUCUUGAAACAGCAAAGGUUUCUGUAAUUUUAGUAAGUGGUUAGAUAAGUCAUGGAUUUUUCACCUGUCUGCCAAGAAGACUUGAUGACUUCUGCCAUGCCUGGUGGGCAAGGAAGCUUUUUAAGAGACUUGCACCCUCUGGGUAGCAAUUUACCAGAGAUAAAGGUCUGUUUUUGAAAAAGAUGCUAUAAUGAAUUUUAUGUGUGGCUUGUUUCUUAAAAGAGAAUUUUAACUUAUUGUUUUUAUUUUAUGGUCAUAUAUGCUGAUAACCUGCUAUUAUUAAUCUUUUUCUAAAAAGCAAAAAAAAAUAUAUAUAUAUAUAUAUUUAAGAACUUAAGGUCCUAUGCUCUGCACUUGGGACCCAUCUGAGAUGCAUGCUAAGCUAUGUUUAUUUUAAUUUUGCACUGCCCUUUCCUGGCAGUUUGUUUUAAUGGUUAUUGCAGGAGUUAAGGUACAUGUCUCUUGGUUUUAUGUAAUAUGGCACUUUAUAAAAUAGUAUGAGUAUUGUAGUCUGUCUUAUAAGGUGCACUGUUUAAAGCAUAUGUACUGUAUUUUUGCCAUUCUUUUCACUAUCUAAUUUGUCCUCACAUCCCUCUUCUGCUUUCUAAGCAGCAAGUAGAACGGGAUGGUUGUACAUGAUUCCUUAGCCACUUAUGCACCAAUAUGAGGAAAAGUAAAGGGAAAUUAAACUCAACACUGUGCUUCAUAUCUGUACACUGUGUUGCACUACAGUGAGGCAUUUUCUCCUGUAGUCAUAUAUUAUGUAUAUAAUAUUUUAGAACCUUACCUAUACUUGUUUUGAAAUGUUUCUGUUAAAUUUUAAAUCCACAAAGCAUUUUAUAAACUUAUGCAGAGCACUUUUAUUGCUCAAAAGUUCUGAAUUCAUACAGAAAACAAGUGCUAUGCCAUGAAGACAUUUCACUGAAAGACUGCUGUAUUUUAAAAUACAAAGUAAUUAAUUCCCUAUGCAAGAAAAGAAAUUAUAGGAUUUGUAUGGUUUUUUUUUUUCUUUAAAGCCAUUACAUGGAAUGUCAGGACUCCAAAAAAUGAUCUCCACUAUGUUUACAAGAAUCAUGCUUAAAAAGAUACUGCCCAACAUGCUUAUUUUACAGUUUUGUUAGUAAUAAUUUCUUCAGCAUUAGUUUGGAAUUUGGACACAAUACCUACUUAUCUCUUUCUUAAGAUUAUGGCAGCAUUAAUUUCAAGCAGUUAUGAAUACUAAAAAUACUGCAUUCUGUGUAAUGGUAGUAUAUUUAUUACUAAAUCAGUGUAUAUAUUAAAAAUAUAGGCAACAAAAUGGUAAAUAUUAAAAUAUUUUCAAAACAUUAUAUUAUCCUGUUCACUUUUUGUUCACAGUACAGUAGUUACCGGGGAUAUUUUUUGAUACUCUGACUGGCCAAAUGGCUAUAUAAUUCUCAUUGAGUCAAUAAAAAUUUUGUACUCCUAGUUUUCAGUCAUUUCUAGUCAUGAUAAGAAACUGUGUGAAUUAUUAAUAAACUGUAGCCAUUUCAACAAAAUGUGAUGCCUUUGGGCACAGGUUUUUAAUAAGAAUAUGUCCACUUAUUUUUACACUGGAUAUACCUGGGUUAUAUUUGGAAAUGUAUAAGUUAGUUCUUGGAGUUAUUUAUUGUAUAUCCUGGUAGGAACUAUGAGUUUCAAAGUACAAACUAAGGAGACUGUUUUGCCAACAGAAAGUAACCCACAAAAGUGUUUCAGCGUUCCCUCAUGAUUGAUUAGUUCAUAGUGAAUAUUGGAAAUUGAUGGUUUUUCAUUUCUUCACCUUGUGUCUUCUGGAGGAUUUGAUAGACACUGAAAUGGGCAAAAGUAGCGUAAGAAGAAGAGAUAAGGCUAUGUGAACUGGUGAGCCUAACUGAGUCAUCUAGAGGGAGCUUGUGGAAAGACAUCAGGAGACUUCAGGAAGAUGCUGCCACGGUCAGGCGAUUUAUAGGCACUUGAAAGGCAGUACCUAACGAUCCCUUGCAGAGUCUGUGUUAGUGGACAGCAAGGUGUCCUUUAAGAAUCGCAGACCUUCCGUUUGGUCACUUCAAAAUUAAACAGUCAAAAUGCUACAUACAAAAAUACUAAGUGGGGCCUGGAGGAGAUGGCAGCAGUUAAGACAGACGCUGCUCUUGGCAGAAGGAUGUGAGCUCCACUUCCAGCAUCCAUGUCACACAGCUUGCAACAGCCUGGAACUCCAGCUCCAGGACAUGCCAUGCCUGCUUCUGGUGCACCAAAAUAAUAAAAUUAAAGUAGGUCAACGAAAAAUCAAUAUCUACUUUAAAUUUCCUUUAUGACAAUAGUUUGGGGAAUAGAGUCAAGUCAUCCUACCCUUCUUUAUUGAUUAUACUGUGUGUAACUUAUGCUAAUGAAUAUCCCGAGUCACACAUUUUAUAAUUGCAUUGAAAGGCAAGGAUAAUAAGAAAAGGGAUGUGAGAGGGAACAAGACUAAAGGAGACCAGUUCUUCUAAUCACUGUGGCAGGUCCAGUUGCUGAAUGAAGUAAUUUAGCUCUCUUGAAAUCCAUCAUUUCUCCAAGCCUCUAUAAAAAAAAAACAUUUAACUAUUGGAAUGAAGUGAAUUUCAACAUGAUUAUCUGUCUUGAAGUUGCAGGCUCAUUUGUGCAUGAAAACUGCCUUUUUCUUUUGAGAUUACUGCUAAUUAAGUUAUUAUGCAAAUGGCUAUAUUUUAAAUGUAAGGCAAUUAUUUUAAAGAAUCCUACUAGGGUAACA